This is a messenger RNA of Eimeria maxima, 4596 nucleotides long. RefSeq lists its product as hypothetical. Bases 1 to 4596 code for a protein of 1531 amino acids. NCBI's taxonomy places the organism in Eukaryota, Apicomplexa, Conoidasida, Eucoccidiorida, Eimeriidae. The record is from RefSeq and is a predicted model, not a curated record. The transcript has a single exon.
AUGGACGGUAAGAUAUGGACUGUGGGGAGGGCUGGGAGGGAUCUCGACCAGUCUUCCGAGCAGGAGCAGCAACACGGGCGAUUGCUUGACGGUGUACUUUCGUCGGCAUCCUCUGGCGGCAGCCUACCUGUGGUGGAACAAAGGGCAGCCAUACCAACUACUGAAUGUGAAGAUACACCCCUUUCAGCUGCCCCAGAGGGGUUGAAGCCGCCCGUCCAAACCAAACAUCCCAAAAGCUGGUUCUGGCCCUUCCUGGCCUUUGCGUUGGGAUCGUUGGCCGUAGCGUCAAUUUGUAACCAUGCACAAAAGAAAACUGAAAAGUUGAGCUUUGCUGGGCGACGGCUGGCAAGCAACGACAAUGAUGAUCGGACAGGCGGUUCAGGUGCUCUUGGAGCGGACGAGCUCGAGCAGCUCUGUCUCAAUCUGGGCGACUGGGCCCCGCAGUUUGAUGCCAACAAUGUGGAUCGUUACUCACCCUCUGUCGUGGAAGCGUUUUUCUCUACCUUGGCCGAAAGCAGCGACUUCUCAUCAGCAGCUGGAACGCAACAAACGCAGCAGAACUUGGUUAUUUUACGUGACAGUGGAGGCAACAUUCAGCCCAAAAUAAUAAAGAAUGAGUUCAAGUCUUCGUGCAGCCAACCUCAGAAGGACACGCAGGAGGGGCAGCAUCAAACGAAGCAGCUUCCGCAGCCGACAGCUUCACAAACGGAGCGGCAAUUCAUUGUGAUUGACGAUAGUGAUGGAGAUGAUCCGGCCGGAUCCAGCCAUGAACCGCUCAAGUCUUCGAGUCUAUCGCUAAAUAGCAAAAUGGCAGAGCAGCAUCAGCCGACAUCUACUUCUGGGAAGGCAAAAACUGACGGGAAUUUCAUUGUCAUUGAUGAUGAUGAAGAGGACCCAGUGUCCAGCCAGAAAAUUUCAGUGCCCCCGAGGGGUCAGAAUAAGCAACCUAGCCUGGCAGGGCAGAAUCAAACAAUGCAACUUCCUCAUCUGACAGCUUCACCUAGGACGGCACAACGAAAGCGGGACUUUAUUGUCAUUGAUGAUGGCGAUGAUGUCGAGGGACCCGGGACCAGCCAAAAAGUUUUCAAGUUUUCGAGUGGUCAAACUCGUACUCCCGCCCUGGCAGGGCAGCACCAAGCAAUGCAGCUUCCGAACGCUCAUAUGACGGGUUCUUGGGGGCCUACCUCAGAACCCCUAGAAGCUGCUUGGAACCAACCUUAUUCUCAGCAGCCAACUGGUGGCCUUCCAACAGCUACGUGGGGUCAACCUUCUCGCAAUGAGCCCCAUCAAUCUACUAAUUUCCCCUUGACAUCAGCUAAUUGGAGCCAGCCUUCUCAGCCUGCGCACCAGAAUGGUCUCCUCUCAACAGGAGGAGGUUGGAGCCAACCUUAUUACCCUGUGCAGCAGAGUGGUUUCCCCCCAACAGAACCUGCGUGGAACCAGCCUUCUCACUCAAAUCAGGCACCUGCUGUCCCCUCAACAAGAGGAGGUUGGCUUCAACCUUCUCAGCCUGCGCAGCCGAAUGUAUUCCCCUCGGGAUCAGGUUGGAGCCAACCUCUUCAGCCUCCACAGCAGAAUGAUUUCCUAUCAGAAGCUGCUUGGAGCCAACCUUAUUACCCUGUGCAACAGAGUGGUUUCCCCCCAACAGAACCUGCGUGGAACCAGCCUUCUCACUCAAAUCAGGCACCUGCUUUCCCCGCAACAGGAGAAAGUUGGCUCCAACCUCCUCAGCCUGCGCAGCCGAAUGUAUUCCCAUCGGGAUCAGGUUGGAGCCAACCUCCUCAACCUGCACUGCAGAAUAGUGCCCCUUCUGAAGUUGUUUGGAGCGAUCCUUCUCAGGGUGCGCAGCAGAAUGCAUUCCCCUCGGGAUCAGGUUGGAGCCAACCUUCUCAGCCUCAGCAGCAGAGUGGUUUCUCCUCUGAAGCUUCUUGGAUCCAAUCUUCUUCCUCUAACAAGCAGACUGGUCCCCUUUCAGGAGCUGCUUGGAUCCAACCUUCUCCCUCUAACCAGCAUAAUGUUCCCCUUUCAGAUUCUUCUUGGAUCCAACCUUCUUCCUCUAACCAGGAGAGUUUUCCCCUUUCAGAAGCUUCUUUAAUCCAACCUCCUUCCUCUAACCAGGAAAGUGUUCCCCUUUCAGAAGCUUCUUUAAUCCAAUCUUCUUCCUCUGACCAGCAGAAUGUUCCCCUUUUAGAAGCUACUUGGCUCCAACCUUCCUCUAACCAGGAGAGUCUUAGCCUUUUAGAAGCUGCUUGGACCCAAUCUUCCUCUAACCAGGAGAGUUUUCCCCUUUCAGAAGCUUCUUUAAUGCAACCUUCCUCUAACCAGGCGAGUGGUCCCCUAUCAGAAGCUUCCUUAAUCCAACGUUUUUCCUCUAACCAAGAAAGCGUUCCCCCUUCAGAAGCUUCUUUAAUCCAACCUUCUUCCUCUAACAAGGAGAGUUUUCCCCUUUCAGAAGCUUCUUUAAUCCAACCUUCCUCCUCUGACCAGCAGAGUGUUCCCCUUUUAGAAGCUACUUGGCUCCAACCUUCUUCCUCUAACCAGGAGAGUCUUAGCCUUUUAGAAGCUGCUUGGGCCCAAUCUUCCUCUAACCAGGCGAGUGGUCCCCUAUCAGAAGCGUCUUUAAUACAACCUUUUCCCUCUAACCAGGAGAGUGUUCCCCUUUCAGAAGCUUCCUUAAUCCAACCUUCUUCCUCUAACCAGGAGAGUUUUCCCAUUUCAGAAGCUUCUUUAGUCCAACCUUCCUCCUCUGAACAAGAGGGUGUUCCCCUUUUAGAAGAUGCUUGGAUCCAACCUUCUUCCUCUAACCAGCAGAGUGUCCCCCUUUCAGAAGCUUCUUUAGUCCAAUCUUCUUCACCUAACCAGGCGAGUGGCCCCCUUUCAGAAGCUACGUGGAUCCGACCGUCUUACUCUGACCAGCCAAGUGUUUUCACUUCAGAAGUUGACCCUAACCUGGAGAGUAUUCCCAUUUUAGAAGCUUCCUUAAUCCAGCCUUCUCCUUUUGACCAGGAUAACGGCAUCCAAGGCGUGCAGACACCGGCAUCCGGCGACCUACCCCUUCCACAGCGUCUAUCACCCACUUUUGUGGAAGAGUUUUUCUUGAGUUUAGACCAAUACAAUGGCAAUCCGAAUGUGGGUGUCACUGAGACGAAAGAAUUAAAAACGCAACUCUUUGAAGGUGAUAAUUUUGAUCCUGCCGACAAUGGUGCUGUUGGUGAAACUGCUGGUAGUGCUGACGGUGAAGAUGGUGACGGUGAAGAUGAUGAUGAUGAUGAUGAUGAUGAUGAUGAUGAUGAUGAUGAUGACGAUGAUGAUGAUGAUGAUGGGGACGAUGAUGAUGAUGAUGAUGGUGAUGAUGAUGAUGAUGACGAUAAUGAUGGCAGUGGUGAGGGCGGCAAGGUUGGCGACAAUGAUGGCAACAAUAAUAAUGACGAGGGGCCCGGACCCAGCCGGGAAGUGCACAAGUCUUCAACCGCUGGGAGCCAGUCAUCUUACUCUCAGCAGCUAGAGGGUUUCCAGGGCAUGCAGUCGUUGGCAUCGGAGUCGCAGGGGCUGCCGUCUGCAGCCUUUCCUGAAGACCCGUCCACACACCAUCAGCAGCAAACGGAGUGGUCAUCUGGACAACAGGUGCAGUUUGCUGAGGGGGUGGACCUUUCAGAGGUCGUGAAAUUGCUGACACCACUGCAAUUGCCAACAGCCCAACUGCAAGAGACUUCAGCACAGCCAGUGAUUGGGGGGACGUUGCCCUUCUCACACCUUCAGAGCAUACCCCUUCAGACCCCUCAAUUGGCGUCGCCGGCAGUUCCGAGCAAUACAUCCAUCUCCGCCCCUGCUGCUAUUCCCAGCUCCUCCGGAGCCCAGCAACAAGGCACCAAUGGGGAAACUGGCGGAGUCGCUGAUAGUUCGAAUGGCGCAAUACAGGGGCUGCGUAAGGAUAAGAAGGAAAAAUUACGACGACGCCGCGUUGGAGCAAGGAACGCACCUGGCACCGCAGACGUCACCCAUCCUUAUAUCCGAAUUCCCAGGUUGAAACGCACGGUGACAAUUAAGGCGGCGUUUUUGAAUUCACCCCAACUUCCGCCUAAUACUCCGCAACACCUCUCGUUCGAGCUUGCACGCUUUAGAGUUCUCUGCAGAAAGCGUGUCCUCAAGCAGAGUGACGUGGACCGUUUACUACGGGUAGCGGGGAAAUUAGCAAAGCACGCUCAAGAACUAAUGAAUUUCAUUCCGAAGCAGACGCCAUCGGAUGCGGUUGAGACAUUGGGCCGUCGGUUCCUCUUGCUCCAAGCUUUGCACUCGAUUAAGGUGGCUCUAGGGAAUCGCGUGCAGUGGGAUACCUGGUGGGAGGACGUCACCUCCCGCAUUCCUGCGGACUACUGCCGCCCCGUGCCAGGCAGACAUCUGCCGCUGUCACGAGAACUUCAUGCUUUUGCCUUGCAGCUCUGCUCUGCGGUGUUGAAGUACAAGACUGGAGAUGCCCCUUCGGACGAAGAAGUCUUGGCCAUGAAGAAGAAAUUAUUCUUCGGAAAUACAUGCACGAAGUACUUCCGCAGGCAGGAAUGGAACGCUUGGCGGGAUGACGGGCAAAGCUCCUCGUGA